AUGCCAACUGCAGAUGAUCCAGAACCGAUACCGUACACUGUGCCUUUUUCAGGAAUGAAAGAUAUUUACACGGGCAUCUUAGCAACUGCAAACCUUAUUGAAUACUUUGAACUUUUUCUGACAAGAGAUAUUGUGGAGCUCAUUGUUGAACAAACAAAUCUUUUUGCUACACAAAACCUAUUAUCUAACGACGACGUGGGUCCCCAAGCUCGAGCUCAUUCUUGGUAUCCAGUCACUGUCGACGAGAUGAUCAAAUUUUUGGCACUGAUUGGUUGGAUGGGCUUGGUCAAACUGCCUGCUAUAAAAGACUACUGGAGAGUUCAUAAGCUUUAUGGAAUUCCAUUGGCAAGGACAGUCAUGCCAAGAAAUCGCUUCGAGCUAAUAUUGAAAUACUUGCAUUUUUCGGAUAACACUGAAGCAGAUACAGAGGACAGGUUGUGCAAAAUUAGAGAUGUGCUUGAUAAAUUUAUUGAGAACUAUAAGAAAAUGUAUACCCCAGGCGAAAACAUCUGUGUCGACGAAUCUCUUAUUCCUUGGCGCGGAAGAUUGAUAUUUCGCCAAUAUAUACCUAAUAAAGCAGCGAAAUAUGGUAUAAAGGUAUUCAAGCUCUGCACUGAAAAGGGUUAUACCUGGAACCUGUAUGUAUAUUGUGGAAAAUCGAAAGAAAAAGAAGUCGAUGUUUCUGAAAAAACGGUUAUGACUCUUGCUCAAGGUCUUCUUGACGAAGGAAGAACUAUUUUUACUGAUAAUUAUUAUACAAGCGUCCCGAUAGCAUACAGACUACGUCGCCGAAAAACCCAUCUUGUUGGUACCCUCAGAUCCAACCGAAAACAUCUACCAAAAGAUGUCAUUGCAACAAAACUGAAAAGAGGGGAAAUUAGCUGUUAG
Parnassius apollo (apollo) is the source of this 888-nucleotide messenger RNA. Lineage: Eukaryota; Metazoa; Arthropoda; Insecta; Lepidoptera; Papilionidae. The record is from the annotation of a GenBank genome assembly.